This is a messenger RNA of Cariama cristata (Red-legged seriema), 776 nucleotides long. RefSeq names its product glutathione S-transferase zeta 1 (gene GSTZ1). The record is from RefSeq and is a predicted model, not a curated record. Gene Ontology annotation, cellular component: mitochondrion; cytoplasm. Gene Ontology annotation, biological process: glutathione metabolic process; L-phenylalanine catabolic process. Gene Ontology annotation, molecular function: glutathione transferase activity; maleylacetoacetate isomerase activity. The coding region runs from base 12 to 659 and encodes 215 amino acids. NCBI's taxonomy places the organism in Eukaryota, Metazoa, Chordata, Aves, Cariamiformes, Cariamidae. The transcript is spliced from 9 exons.
ACACACUGACCAUGGCAUCGGAAAAGCCAAUACUUUAUAGCUAUUUCCGAAGUUCCUGCUCUUGGAGAGUGAGAAUUGCCCUGGCUCUGAAAGGGAUUUCCUAUGAUCUGGUGCCAGUGAACCUCCUGAAGGAAGGGGGACAGCAGUUUUCUGCUGAAUUCAAAGCAGUGAAUCCAAUGCAGCAAGUCCCAGCCUUGAAAAUUGAUGGCAUCGCCCUUUCUCAGUCGCUAGCUAUAAUUCAUUACCUAGAAGACACCCGUCCUAACCCCAGGCUCCUGCCCCAAGAUCCGAAGAAGAGAGCCAAAGUCAGAAUGAUCGCCGAUCACAUUGUCUCUGGCAUUCAGCCACUCCAGAACCAGAGCAUCCUGAAACAAAUGGGGGAGAAAAAAAUGGAAUGGGCUCAGAACUGCAUCGCAUCUGGCUUUCAAGCGCUGGAGCAGAUUCUGCAGCACACUGCUGGGUGCUACUGUGUGGGGGAUGAAGUUUCCAUGGCUGAUCUGUGUUUGGUGCCUCAAGUUUUCAAUGCUGAAAGAUUCAAAGUGGACAUGGGUCCAUAUCCCACAAUAACCAGAAUAAACAAAGCUCUCCUGGAGUUAGAGGCAUUCAAAGUAAGCCAUCCAUCCCGGCAGCCAGAUACUCCAGCAGAGCUGCGAGCUUGAAGCUCUUCUACUCAUUAAAUCAAGUAAGCUGGAGUGUCAAAGAGGACAACAACUACAGCUUGAGUAGGACUUCAGUGCCAGCAGGAAGCCCUAGUACUAUUGUCUGACUUUCUCACU